AUGGCUGCUGUCCUCUGCCUGAGUCUGAUGCUGCUGCUCUGGAGCCAGGGGCCAGGAGUCCAGGGCAAAGAGUUCCAAUUUGGGGCCUGCCAAGUGGAGGGGGUAGUUCUCCAGGAACUGUGGGAGGCCUUCCGGGUCGUGAAGGACAUUGUGCAAGCCCAGGAUAAUAUCACCGGUGUCCGGCUGCUGCGGAAAGAGGUCCUGCAGGACGUCUCGGACGCCGAAAGCUGUUACCUCAUCCAUGCCCUGCUGAAGUUCUACCUGAAUACUAUUUUCAAAAACUUCCAUGAUAAGGCAGCUGAAUUCGGGAUCCUGAAGUCAUUCUCCACUCUGGCCAAUAACUUCAUUGCCAUCAUGUCAAGACUGCAGCCCAGUCAGGAAAAUGAGAUGUUUUCCAUCAGCCAGAGUGCACGCAGGCGGUUUCUGCUGUUCCAGCAAGCAUUUAACCAGCUGGACAUAGAAGCAGCUCUGACCAAAGCCUUUGGAGAAGUGGACAUUCUCUUGACCUGGAUGGAGAAAUUCUACCAGCCCUGAAUGCCUAGACCAAGAUACCCUCCUUGUUCUCCGUGUCAUUUCAAACAAGUGUGCCUUCCUGUGAUGCUCUCUGGGCGUUUCACACUCUUGACCAGGGGUCCCGUUCUUGGCCCAGGCUUAUCCUCAAAGACUUCAUUCUUUAAGUGGCCCCAACGACAGUCAUGGGAGGUUCCGUUGGAUGCUGUGAAUAAUCUACAAAGCAGAUUCUUAUAUUUAUUACAAUUCUAUUUAAUUCCUGUCAGUGUUUUAACUGAUGCCAUAUUUAUUUGUGAGACUGUAAAUUCUGUGAAGGCAGCAGGGACAGUGCCCCGUGCUUCUCUUUUAUCCUCUACAAUCCUUGCCAUCAUGUGGGGUAGUGGAUGGGUGCUUGGUAAAUGCUUAAUAAACUGGAUUUUUUGCCUGUCUUUGAAUUGCUGAGGAACCAUGAGGGGUGCUGGGGUAUGAAGUUGAACUUUACGGCAUGGAAAUCACACUGUCAUGACAUCUGCAGGAACAGAGCACUGGGCUGGGGGUGCCCAGGGGCACCCAUUUGAAACAUAAACGAUAAAAGAUGUAUUGUGGGCAAAGUGCCCAGCACGAAGCAGGCUCUCACUAAACACUUCGUUUCUUGCCCGCACUCCCUACUCCACUCCUACCAUCCCUUCCCCUUGGUGCCCUCCUUCCUUAGCCUACUCAUUCUUCCCUUAUCUGCUGCCUGAGAGGUGCCAGCGUCAGCCUGAUGUUGCUGAUGGGGUCAUCGUACCUGGGUGUACUGUCCAAUCUGUGAUGACGUUCCCUCCUAAUAAAAGGCAGGGAACUCAAGUCUGGAAGACUUCCCUUUCUAUUUCUGGACAAAUGCCCAGUGAGGCUGAGUUGGGUGUUUGGAAAAGGCCUUCUUCCUCACAGCAAGACUGGGCAUUCUCUAAUCUCAAGCUCUGGAUGAGCUCUGGGGUUGACUUCAAGCCAAAGACAGAAUGUCUGCUAUGCCCUUGCUCAGGAAACUUAAGACAAAGAGUAUACGCAGGAGGUGGGACAGCUCUUCCUCCACGACAUAAGUGCUAUUGCAGAGGCCCCGGCCUUCAGGAAUCCCACACCACUGUCCUUCCCCACCUUGCUAUACAUGACCUGGAACUGGCAAAGAGACGAGGCGCCUUUCAGAAAGCAGGGAGAUGUAAUGGUUCUGGAUGGCUAAAAUAGACCAAUGUUAAGAUGAG
Molecule: messenger RNA, 1727 nt
Organism: Ceratotherium simum simum (southern white rhinoceros)
Lineage: Eukaryota; Metazoa; Chordata; Mammalia; Perissodactyla; Rhinocerotidae
Gene: IL24
Product: interleukin 24
Source: RefSeq, a predicted model, not a curated record